Molecule: messenger RNA, 2964 nt
Organism: Eremothecium cymbalariae DBVPG#7215
Lineage: Eukaryota; Fungi; Ascomycota; Saccharomycetes; Saccharomycetales; Saccharomycetaceae
Gene: PHD1
Product: Phd1p
Exons: 1
Coding region: 1-2964 (987 amino acids)
Biological process (GO): positive regulation of transcription by RNA polymerase II
Cellular component (GO): nucleus
Molecular function (GO): DNA-binding transcription factor activity; sequence-specific DNA binding
Source: RefSeq, a predicted model, not a curated record
AUGAGUUAUUAUGGUGAUUGGUAUUACUAUUACCCACAAAAUCAACAACAGCAAGGUCAGGAACACCAACAACAACAACAACAACAACAACAACAACAACAACAACAACAACAGCAACAACAGCAACAACAACAGCAGCAGCAGCAAGAACAUCAAGAAAACCAAGCUCUUCCAGGACUUUCAUUGCCGGUACAACAAGCAGGGAUGGUGUCAGGUCAUCAGCAGGGCCAGCAUCCUCAGCAGCAGCAGCUCUCGCAGCAGCAGCUCUCGCAGAAGCCACAGGCGGUUAAUCAGCAAUCGGGUCUAGUUCCUGGCCAGCGUCACAACCAGCAGGAGCAGCAGCAGGAGCAGCAGAUGUACUGUUACUACUAUCCGCAGCAGUAUUCUAACUACCCUUAUUAUUACACAACCGGUGGGGCCGCCUCGGGCCACUUGGCUAAUAAUGCUGCUACUCAGAAUUCGCCGACCUUACCUUCGGUUGCCCCUGUGUCGUCGACAGCACUCAAGACGUGUUCUUCGGUUGGGGGUGCAGGUUCAUCGUCCAUUGGCGGUGCGUUACGUGCAGAAGAUCAUCACCAGCACCACGGUGCUGGCGCUGGUGCUGGUGCCGCCGCUGCUGCCGCAAGAUAUCGGCUAGGGACGUGUCCUCAACCAACUGCAUAUCAGUAUCCAGGGUUUCAGACGUCGCCCUCGUCGUCGUCGUCGGUCUUUGCGCAUGUUGCUAGCCCUGCUGCUGCUGCUGCUGCUUCCACCACUGCUGCCGCCGCCACCACUGCUACUACUACUGCUAAUCAACGGUAUUCUGCGUAUAACCAGGUGACAGAUCCACAGCAAGAUCGGCAGUAUGCGCAGCAGCAGAAGCACCACCAGCAUACAACUUACCAGCGGCAGCAGCGACAGCAACAGCGACAGCAGCAAUCGCCGCCGCAGCAGCAGCAACCGCAGCAACCCCUGCAUCAUCAGCAGCAACCGGCGCAUGCUUAUCCACACGGCCAUUCGCAUGCUGCCCAGUAUUAUAGGUCCACUGCGGGAUUAAAUACAUAUGAGGACGUUCCUCCUACUGCUGCAACAUUAACUGCAACCACAACACCCACCCCUGUUCCUACAACAAAUACAUCCCUACAGAGCAACUCUCCUGGACUAGUGAAGCAGCAGACCUACAUAGAACCGAUACCUUCUGCAAUUCCUCAUAACAGCGUGGCAGCAAUGGGAGGUGGUGGAGGGUCAGGGGCAGUCUCUGCAUCGUACCGUUCUAGUGUCAUGCCCACGCCUACGGCAGGUGUAGGCGAAAUGUCGGUUUCAGGGGCAACUGUGAAAAAGGGCAAAGUUUCCAAUGGAAUUCUCAACACCCCAGCUGCCUCGCUCUCUCUCGAUUCGGCGCCGCAAAUGCAGACGGCGGCAACGGCGGCUACGGCUACGGCUACGGCUGCGGCUGCAGCAUCUUCUGCAACACCAGGCCAUAGCAGUAAUAGCAGUGGCUUCGAAAUACAGGGUCCAAGAGUUACGACCACAAUGUGGGAAGAUGAACAUACUCUGUGUUACCAGGUUGAGGCCAACAGUGUCAGUGUGGUCCGCAGAGCAGACAACGAUAUGAUAAAUGGCACAAAAUUGUUGAAUGUUGCAAAGAUGACCCGCGGUAGAAGAGACGGCAUUUUAAAAGCAGAGAAAGUUAGGCAUGUUGUCAAGAUUGGAUCAAUGCAUUUGAAGGGCGUUUGGAUCCCAUUUGAACGCGCAUUGGCUUUGGCCCAGCGUGAAAAGAUUGUCGACAUAUUAUUCCCUUUGUUUGUCCGUGACAUACAGAGCUUCAUACAGCAAACCUGUACCACUAACGGGCUUGCACACGUAGGAGUAGGUCCCAAGUUGGGCAAGAUUGUUCAAUCAUCGGUUGCUGCGGCUGGAACAACAGCACCUUUGAUCAUGGCAUCACAAUUUUCGUCACAGGACCAGCAGCAACAAGCGCGCCAAACCCAGAAGGCAGAACAGAAAGCGCAGCAGCAAGCGCAGCAGCAAGCGCAUCAAGCUCAUCAAGCUCAUCAAGCUCAUCAAGCUCAUCAAGCUCAUCAAGCUCAUCAAGCUCAUCAAGCUCAUCAAGCUCAUCAAGCUCAUCAAGCUCAUCAAGCUAAUCAAGCUCAACAGCAUGCGCUGCAAGCUCAACAGCACGCACAAGAACAACAGCAAGCACAAGAACAACAGCAAGCACAACAGCAACAGGUACAAAAUCGUCGGUCAUCUACAACAGCUGCUAAUCCACAAAAGCAGUCUCCGUACUUAUUGAAUACGUACCCUACACAAUCUUACUGCACAAGGGAAAGUUACUUACCCCAACCGUUUGCAUAUUCGUACGAAAACAAUGGUGGCGCCCAAUCUAACUAUGGUUAUUCUUCUGCGGGACCAACUUCCGCAGCAUCCAUUGGCAACGUCACAAGUGUUUCCCGCCAACCACCGCGCGGUCAAUCGCCUUUUCAAGCAUUAACCCAAGUUGGUGCGUUGGCGCAGAAACAGUUGAACUCCAAAGAACAACUACCAUUACCAAUAGCUCCUAUCGGUGCCUGUGGUGGUGGGGGAGGGAACUCCAGUUAUUCCUCUGCUGCUGCCGCGGCCGCGGCCGCGGCAGCGGCAGCUGCUGCUACAACCGCUCCCUUCCUGCAACAUGCACAACAAGGCUUCCCUCCAAGAAGAGAGGAUCUCCAAAGCCACCACCAUGUUGGAAGUCUUAAACAUGAUGACACCUCUGCUACUGUACUUCCGCCUCCGCAAUCUCUCAUAUCCCAACGUGAUCCAACUUCCUUGACUACAACACGUACAGGAACGACGGCUACAAACUCCAUCACUUCCGCAGCCUCUAUGCGUGUGGGCCAUCACCACCACCACCAUCUAGGCACCAAUACAAACUCCAUUGCUACUCUUGCCUCCACUGUCACUUCGGAUCAUCCUGGACAUGUUGUGUAUCCUGCUAAAGAAUAA